AUGCGGGGCCUCCUGCUGGCAGCUCUUGUUUCUUCCGCCGUACAAGUUGGCGCACAUCCGGCUGCAGAGUCCAAACACAGCCUUAGCCGACGGACGGUAGAUCUCGACGCAUUUCGCCUCGUAUCAACGACGGAGUAUGUGAAUGCGACCCAGGUCGAGGAGAAGCCAGGGCUCAGAUUCAGCAAAAGGGCGAGCUAUGUGGACACUGCAACAGAAUUUGUGAAGCGGACCGUACCUGGCGCAACCUUCCGCGUGAUCAACGACCACUAUGUUGGGGACAACGGCAUUGCCCACGUCUAUCUCAGGCAAACAGCUCAUGACUUGGACAUUGAUAACACUGACUUCAAUGUAAACAUCGGCAAAGAUGGACAAGUUUUUUCGUAUGGAAAUUCAUUCUAUACCGGACCAAUCCCGGAGCUGAAGCCACUGGCGAAGCGCGAUCGCAAAGAUCCUGUGAAAGCACUGAGGGGUGCUGCACGUAGGCUACAGUUGCCUGUCAACGCCGAGGCGGCGUCAGCCACGCCUUCCGGGGAGAGAGAAACAUAUACGAUCCAGGGAACUACAGGAGCAGUAACAGAACCGGAGGCCCGUCUCGUUUACUUCCAGACUCCCGACGGUAAACUGGUGCUUACCUGGAGAGUGGAAACCGACAUCUACACUAACUGGCUGUUGUCCUACGUCGACGCGGAUGCUCCCGAAAAUGUUCUAGGAGUUGUGGAUUACACUGCAGAUGCGCAGUAUCAAGUCUAUGAAUGGGGUGUCAAUGACCCAACUGAGGGAGCCAGGAAGGUUAUCAAGGACCCUGAGGACAUGAGAGCUUCCGAAUUUAGCUGGCAAGGCUCGGGCCCCAACCGAUACACGACCACUCGCGGUAACAACGGUAUCGCGCAGGUGAAUCCUAGUGGCGGCAGUUCUUACAUGAACAACGCACGCCCUGACAGCGAGGGGUUGCACUUUUCUUACCAAUACAAAGACAAGGGUACCAAUUAUACUGAAUACGCCGACGCUUCAAUUACGCAGCUGUUCUACUCAGCCAAUCAUUUCCAUGAUCUGAUGUACCAGCUUGGCUUCACCGAAAAGGCCGGAAACUUCGAGAGCGACAACAACGGACAAGGAGGCAUCGGAGGCGAUGCAGUUAUUCUAAACGCGCAAGACGGCUCUGGGCGGAACAACGCCAACUUCGCUACGCCACCUGAUGGCCAACCGGGACGCAUGCGAAUGUACAUAUGGGACCUGUCUGACCCGGUACGCGACUGCAGCUUCGAAGCCGGUGUGGUUAUUCAUGAGUACGCACACGGCGUGAGCAAUCGCUUGACAGGCGGACCUGCGAACAGCAGAUGUCUGAGUGCCUUGGAGUCUGGCGGCAUGGGUGAGGGAUGGGGCGACUUCCUAGCCACUGCAAUUCGCCUCAAGAAACACGACACGCGAACUACGGAUUAUGCAAUGGGCGCAUGGGUCAGCAACAAUCCAGCAGGCAUCAGGAAAUAUGUCUAUUCCACCGACAUGACCACAAACCCCCAUGUCUACUCCGACGUCGAUGGCAUAAAUCGUGUCUGGGCGACGAUGCUGUACGAAGUACUCUGGAAUUUGAUCGACAAGCAUGGCAAGAACGAUGACGCUCGCCCGGUCUUCCGUAAUGGUGUGCCGACGGAUGGAAAAUACCUCGCGAUGAAGCUAGUUUUGGAUGGAAUGGCACUUCAACCCUGUCUUCCGAACUUCGUUCAGGCUCGUGACGCCAUCAUUGAUGCCGAUAAGACACUUACCGGAGGUGCUAACGCUUGCGAAUUGUGGAGGGCCUUUGCUAAGCGCGGAUUGGGCGCCAAUGCGCAGUACAACCCUACCAAGAGGACUCAGAGCUUCGAAGUUCCUAGCGGAGUGUGUUAG
This is a messenger RNA of Coniosporium apollinis CBS 100218, 1884 nucleotides long. RefSeq names its product extracellular elastinolytic metalloproteinase. Gene Ontology annotation, molecular function: zinc ion binding; metalloendopeptidase activity. NCBI's taxonomy places the organism in Eukaryota, Fungi, Ascomycota, Dothideomycetes. The record is from RefSeq and is a predicted model, not a curated record. The transcript has 5 exons. Bases 1 to 1884 code for a protein of 627 amino acids.